AUGGUGUCACCAAAUGAUAAUGCUAACUGGGUUUUUGAUUGUGGGUUGAUUGAAGACAUUCCUGUCCCUGGUGGUGACCUUCUUUCUCUUGAAUCUUUUGAUGAAACCCCAAAUGGGUCUCUUUGGUCUUCUCAUUCUUUCACUGAUACAGCCUUUUUAAGUGCGGACUUCAAUAAUUCAUUUGAGAAUUCAGAUGAUCUUAAGGAAAGUGGGUCUCGAAAACGGGUGAGGCCUGGAUCAAGUAAUGCACCUGGCUCCAAAGCAUGCAGAGAGAAAAUGCGGCGGGAUAAGCUGAACGACAGGUUCAUGGAAUUGGGUGCUCUUCUAGAUCCUGGUAGGCCUCCUAAAGUGGACAAAUCAGCUAUAUUAGUUGAUGCUGCUCGAAUGGUGACUCAGUUACGAGAUGAAUCUCAGAAACUGAAAGAGUCUAGUGAGAGUCUACAGGAGAAGAUCGAUGAAUUAAAGGCAGAGAAGAAUGAGCUUCGUGAUGAGAAACAGAGGCUAAAGACAGAAAAGGAGAACCUAGAGCGGCAAGUGAAAGCGUUGAGUGCUCCACCAACCUUCCUCCCUCAUCCCCCUGCCAUUCCAGCUCCAUUUUCUGCCCCAGGCCAAGUUGUUGGCAGCAAGCCGAUGCCCUUUGUUGGCUAUCCUGGAAUUUCUAUGUGGCAAUUCAUGCCCCCUGCUGUUGUUGAUACCUCUCAGGAUCAUGUUCUACGCCCUCCAGUUGCUUAA
Dovyalis caffra is the source of this 732-nucleotide messenger RNA. The record is from the annotation of a GenBank genome assembly. Lineage: Eukaryota; Viridiplantae; Streptophyta; Magnoliopsida; Malpighiales; Salicaceae.